AUGCAUUUCUUUACCAAGACAUCCGUCGCCCUUACCGUGGCUCUCGCUGCUUUCUCCGAUGCCACCUCCCAUGGACGCCACAGAUACCGCCAUUUUAACCGCCAGGUCGGUUCGUCUGGUGUGAGCGUUCCUCUUAGCACCGGAUAUCCCGCACCAACUGGCACGGCUCCGGCGCCUCCUGCCCAGAAGCCAGCCGACACUUCUUCAGCUGGAAUCACAUCAAUUGUUGUCCCGACUGGCACGGGAUCGAGCCCCAAGCCCUCUGAGUACCCGAGCGUUGUUGAGAUUACUUCGACUGUGACCUACACCCUUGGAACCGGACCCAGCGCCAGCGUCACCACAUACACUUUCAAGACUACUGCUCCAUUAGCCAUUGAGACUCAAACCGUUAUCCCCACUCCCGCCGGUCCACCAAAGGGUGGCGAGGCUGCCGAGUCCAGAACCACCACUAUUUCCAGCACUUCCACCUCUACCACUUGGAUCACCGUCACCUCCGUUUGUACCACUUCCUCUCAGGGUGGCUCUGGCAGCGCUCCUACCGAUGCUCCUAAACCCCCAACUGGUGACUCUGGCUCUGGUCCAGUUGGUGGCCCGGGUGGUGAUUCUUGUCCCGCUCCUGUCACCGUUACUGUUACCCAAGCAACUGCUACUGUUACUGAAACAGUCACCGCUCAACCCCAGCCAACUAAUGGCCAGGAAGGCGGAAACGCUUCUGCUCCUCCAAUUGUCCCCUCUGAGACUACGCCUGUUGUGAACGCUCCCGAGCCCACCAGCGAGACCAGCAAGCCAGUUGUCAAGGUCCCUGAACCAUCAACCGAUGCUCCAUACCCUACCCCAAAGCCUAGCAACGGUAUGCCUACCUACGGUACCGGUUCUUCAAUCUACCACUACCCAACUGGACGUGCUUUUUAA
Messenger RNA from Microsporum canis CBS 113480, 912 nucleotides. RefSeq lists its product as hypothetical. The transcript is spliced from 3 exons. NCBI's taxonomy places the organism in Eukaryota, Fungi, Ascomycota, Eurotiomycetes, Onygenales, Arthrodermataceae. Bases 1 to 912 code for a protein of 303 amino acids. The record is from RefSeq and is a predicted model, not a curated record.